GGCUUCCUCGCAUAUAGUUAUGGCAAGAGAACGUCAGUCACUCUUCGGCGCUCGCGCGGAAGAGUUUGUGUGCGUUAACUGUUGGGGAUAUCGUUACUCCUUAUAGAGUGUUAAAUAUCUCAUAGGUGUUUCUUUAUUCAUCCCCAGCGACUUGAAUCUAAUUCAUAAUUGUUGUGAUCGAUGCGAUUGAAAACAGUGACAUAACGACGCCACGUCCGCAAGUAUUGCGGAAAAAAAGCCGGUAGGUGACGUCCGCGUGUGUUCUUCAUUAGUGUAUACGUACACGAGUUUCGAAAUAAAAAGAAAGGAAUGAGAAGACCAGUGAAAAUAGAAAAUUAAUAGUGAUUGGUUUUAAAAUUUCGUGUCAUACUGAUAAAGAUAUAAGAAGAAGAAGAAAUAGAAGAAAAUUAGAAAAGAAAGAAAAGAGUAAUAGACAAAAGAGAAUCGAAAGUUGAAAAAAUUAGAACAAACGUAAUAGUGAAGAACAAAAGAUAAAAAAAGAAAAAUCAAAUGAAUCGAAUGAAUAUCGGAUCGUGACUCAUGCCGGCUUUGACGUUUCGUUUUUCGUGAUUGUAAGAUUUUUUGUUGUCACGUUCCACGUAUGAUGGAUGCUGUCGCGCGUGUUUCGCGACGCUAUCAAGAACAGACAGAUCGUCGAUCUGCACAAGCAACGGCUUUGCAGUGAGUUGUUUCUUUGUCAAAGAUCGUGUAGUGUGUCGCGUGCUGCUUUCUUUUCAGCGAUUGUACCAUUCCGCAAUUGUAAAACGCCGGUUAUACGAUUAAAUUCUUUUAAUAUGAGCCAGUAGGGUGCGUUGUAUAUGUGUGAGCGCAGAAAAAGGAAGCAGUUAGCCAGUCUCUUUCAUCGACUAGUGGUUGCUUGUAAAUCUUUUCUCACUCCAUAUCGGUCUAUCGGUUAUCCUACUACAGUGACGUCGUUGUAACCGUCGUCAGUGUUUCUUCGAUGAUAAGCACGUGUGCGUGUCACAAUUUGCUACGUGUACGUGCGUGCGUUAGAGUUACGAGCUGCGCAUCGGUGUAAUUAGUGAUCGGGCUACGUUAUCAUUUAAGUUCUCGUAUACGAAUAUAACAGCAUAGAGUUUUGUUAUUUGUUUAUUUGCUUGUUGGUUUAAUUUGGUUUGAAAAAAUCAGUUCUUUAUUUUGUGCUGAAACUAGUUACGAACGGAUCGCCGGCGUAACCAUGGAUAUCCUGCCGAGUGGAAACAUAUUUAGGGAAUUGCAAGAUAUACAUGAUACCGGAUAUUUUUCGGCCCAGCCAUCGCUUGAGGAUCAUUGGCAACAGACAUGCUACGAGAUGGAGAGGUACCUGAAGGACGAACCGAAACUGCAGUCGUACAAAAAGUUGCCCACAGAGUUAGAUACAGCACCCUGGAAUCUCUUCAGGCCUCCUAUUUCGUGGACAGCGACCACUGGCACCGCCAACGCACAAUUCGAAUCACCAAUUAAAAUGGAGGUGACGACGUCGUCAGAAGACAGAGAAACGCUCUGCUUGGACGAUAUUAAGUUCAGUCCUGGUGAUCACAACCACAAUGGCCGUGAUAGGGAUCUUCUGGACCGGCACCUCGAUUCCUUGUCGAUGUCGUCAUCGAGUUCGGCGUGUUCUUGGGAUAGUUCGCCUUCCGUUUCGUGCACGGCGUUCAUUCUCAAAAAAGAGCCCAGCGAGGACCUCGAAGAGGACGAGGAGCACGAGGAAAUCGAGGAGGAAGAGGACAGCGGAUGCGAAAGCGAAGGUCAAAUCCUGACACCACCAUCGAGUCCGGGCUCGGGUCAAGGUCAUUCCAACUCCAGUCACUCGUCGAGCGGGAGUUCUAUGCUCGACGUACAGAACCUCAACCUUCACGGGACGGGUGGCAGGAGCGCUAUCGUCAGGGUUACCACUAGCAACGCACAGGGUGUCGCAAGACUGAUCUCCGUCACAGCGAAUGGCUAUCCCGCAGUUACAGGCACGCAACAUGCACAUGCAGGCACAACUGCGGCUGCGAGCACCGUGGCUAAUAGGCACCAUGCGAGGAGCCAUGAGCACAGUCCGCCUGAUACGAAGCGCAGGAUACACAAAUGCCAAUUUCCGGGUUGCAAGAAGGUAUAUACCAAGAGCUCACAUCUGAAAGCUCAUCAGAGGACGCACACAGGAGAAAAGCCGUACAAGUGUAGUUGGGAGGGUUGCGAGUGGCGAUUCGCGCGUUCCGAUGAGUUAACACGCCACUACCGCAAGCACACUGGCGCGAAGCCGUUCAAGUGUCGGCACUGCGACCGAUGCUUCUCUCGCAGCGAUCACCUAGCCCUCCAUAUGAAGAGACACGUGUAAUCGAUCGUCACCGCGGACGGUCCUCAACAAACGGAACAGUCCAGGACCGGCAGGCGAACCUCCUUCCUUCUCGAAUUCGAAGAUUCUCGAGGUCGUCAUGCAAACACACGACACCCUCGUGAUCGCGUUUCUUCCAUACACACCUGACGAUCCACAUCGAAUUCGAUCAUCGACAACGUAGCCACCACCAUGUUGGCCCCAUCAUGUCGGAGUAAUAUGAUCGCAAGAUAUAGAGAUAUAUACAUUUAUAUCUGUAUAUCCCUUAUGGAUUUAAUAUUAAUAAGAGGGGAAUCGAUGAUGGGCGAGAUGAUCGAUGAGGAAUGGCCAUUUCUGUUAAUGGUUGUUCUCUGGAAAUAGGAAAGUCGAUCGAUAAAUAAACAAAACGAAUCGAUACCAUCCGUCGUUGUAAAGGACGAAUGUGAGACAGUUCGUAGAUUGAUGGUUGCAAUUGGAAAUUGCAAUUGAAAUAAAGAAAACGUAUCUUCCUUCUUUUUCUCUUCGAGGCAAUUCCUGAAAAAGUUAACGAGACUGAAAGAAUAUCAGAUGACACUUUCUAUAACGAUAUAUGCUGGCAAUGGAAAUAAUAAAUAAUGAUUAAAUGCGGAUCAGACUGGUACGAUUGAUGUAAUUAGGAAUCUCUUGGACAACCAAGACAACAAAUCUUGGCCAAGAUGUUAAUCACUGCCAAUUCAUUAAAUUCUAAGAUCAGUGCAUAUAAUAUCGGAGAUAACCGAUGAAUGCUGCCUCGAAGCUGGAAAAGAAGUCGAAUGAGAAAAAUCGUCCAACAAUGACGGUGUAUACGACGCUCACGUGAAUUCUUACAAGUCGUCUGCCUCCUGUAAAACGGUCGAAUUUUCGGAAACUGGUUCGAAAAGAAAAGAAGAAAGCAAGAAGAAAAAAUAAAGAAUUAACGAAAACAAAAAAAAAAAGAAAAAGAUAAAAGAAAUCGAAGGAAACAAAGAAAAAAAUAUGAACUUAUACUUAUUGAUUCGAGAAACACCGAUUUGGCGAUGUUUCAAAGGCGUCAAUUCGAAAGUCGAGAAAACCCGGUUCGAGAGGACAAUAAUAUUCUGUCUGUCGGUGCCAAAACGUUAUUUCCUUUUCUUUUUUAUUUUUCUUUCUUUCUAUUCUUUCUUACGAACAUUUAUCACAUACACUAAUCUUCUCCUUCCCUGAAAAUGGGAGCCACAAGAGAAAAAGCUGAUUCUAAUGGGUAAGAAACGUACGCGACGCUUUUGAGCCUUGAAUCCUACGAGCAAUAAUCGAAAAUGUAUUCGCGAGCCGGUAGAACGGUGUCACACAGGAUGCACGUGUGUGUGCCUAUUGUAAAAGGCGGCGGAUACGAGGGCACACGACGAGGACGAACCGAUGUAAUUGAAUACGUGAUUUCGGCCAGUUUCGACGGAGGCAAACUUUACCCGUGCCGCGGCGCUAAUCCCGAAUUUACAGUGCGAAUUAUAUCGCAAGGCCGACUCACACGAUUCGCCGCUCUUUUGCCCUUUUCCAUCGUAACAUCGUUUCCCAUCAUUUUCCGCGAAUAAACAAGAAGGGAUUCCUUUUCAAUACCGAGAAUUCGACCGUUUUACCGAUCGAUAAAUAAUUCACGAAUGAUUUUUAAGGAAGAAAGAGAAAAUCGCUUAUAUUAUACACAAAAAGAAAGAAAGAAAAAAAAAAGAACCUUUGGUAAAGACAAGGCGUCGAGAAUUAUCUUUUUUCCUUAAAAAAUAAUUCGACCGAACACGGGGCUUCUUUCGUAGUAACGCGCGUAAUAUGGUUUUUAAUGAAAAUAAGGGGAAUAAGAAUAAUAAAAAAUAAAUAAAUAAGAUAUAUACGGAAUCUGACUUUGUACUUUUGUACGAUUGCUUUCUAGGUAACGUUCUCAUCUUUGUUUCACGCGUGACUGCGCGCCGCAGGAGCGGGGGUGGCGAGAUGUCCCGACGUGGCGGGCAAGAUUCUACGUCGGAGGCUCAACAGAAAUAAAUAAUAUAUAUAUUUUUUAAUAUUCUCGUCUUACUUACCAAAACAAUAUAUUAUUAUACAUAAGGGAUUAUACAAAGUAUAAAACGGGCAACAUUCCGCACAAAGCUCUAGAACCGUUUCCACGCGUCGACCCGUCGGGCACGCCACUCCCUCUUAUACGCGCGCAAAACCAUGGACGGCAGACGACCACGAAUCGUUCACGACUAUUAUUAUUAUACAUGAGUGUGUGAGUGUGUGUGCCUCUUGGGAACGCAACGAACUUCCGGUCGACGUGCAUCGUUGUCUCGCUAAUCAUCGAUUAUCCAACCGAGGACAAGCCUGAAUCGAAAUCACGUAGGGAAAUAACAAUAAUGGGAUAAAUAAAAUGAAGGAAAGAAGAAAUAAGAGAAAUAAAGAGACAAAAAAGAGAAGAGAAAAUUAGAGGAAUAUGUUAAAUGAAAAUGAAGUGUCAACGAGGAAAGAGAGAAAGAGAGAGAUAGUGGUUAUCUGGAUAAUAUAUGUUGUAUCCAUGGACUGAAACGAAUUGAAGGAUCGUAGAUCGCUCAUCGAACGAAUGAACAAAAUAAUAGAGUAGUAAAAACAGAGAAAAUAAAAAAAAGAUAAAUAGAAUAAUAACGUAAUAUUAAUUACGAUUAAAUUACAAAAGGAUAAGAGAAGCAGAACAAAUGGAAGAAUGGAGUUUUACUGUUUAAGAAGACUAAUCUUUACCUGAGAGCGCGGGCCUGCAAGAACAGCCGAGUUGCGGGCGAAACACGAAGAUUUAAAGAAUAAAGAUGGGAAAAAAGGAAGAAAGAAAAAGAAAAAAAAAAGAAACUAAAUUUUAAAUGUUCAGUGGCCAAAUAAAUUAACUGAUAACGCACGUAGAACAUAAAGAUAAACCGUACCUACCAAGUAAGCCUGACUGACAUGAAAGCGUCGACGCGGUUUGCGCGCGUGUAGCUGCGUGUGAAUGUGUGCGUGUUAAUUCAAUGUCUGUGGCACCUGUGUAAUUUCUUCUUUUUCUCUAUAUAACAUUUCUUUUUAUCUCUUUUAUUUGCGUAAAUUUUGCAUAAGUGCAGAUUGAAAUGUAUGAAUGAUCGUAUUCUUUUUCCCCGCGAGAUAAAAAUGCGUUCCAAAAAUAGAAAAAUUGAUUUUUAAGGAUUAUAAUAAAAAGAAUUAAGAUGGGUUAAGAUUUUUGAAAAGAAUAUACAUACAUAAAUAGGUGGAAAGGAAGAGAAAGAGAAAGAGAGAGAGAUAGAAAAAGGAAGAGAAAAAGAUAACAAAUCUAGCACCGGGGAGAAAGCAAAAGAAAAAGAGAAAAAGUAUGCGUGUGAGGGAGAGAAGUAAAUAAUUUGAGAGGGAGAGAGAGAGAGCAAGAGAGAAAGAGAGAGAAAGAAAGCGAGAGAGAGAGAGAGAGAGAGAGAGAGAGAGAGAGAGAAAGAGAGAGAGAACGAGAGCAGAACAUUAAGUUUGUAUAUUGUGCAAUUUUUGUCAGUGUUUCAUUAUUUGUUACCAUGUUCACGGAUAAUUAUAAAUAAAGUAAAUAUAUAUAUGCAGCAUUUACAAGGACUUAGGAUAACGAAGAUAAACGAGAAGCCAGAUGUCUUUUUGAUAGCCAUAUACUGCGAGGUAUCGUGCGGCGCCCCAAAAAACAAAGGACGCCCCCGACCGCUCUUUUUUCUCGACAAACUUUUUUCUUUUCUUUGUAAACGGUAGGCGAAAAUGAUAAGAACGAGGAUACGAGAAAAAAAAACGGUGCUCGUUACACAGUUUCACGAUACUCUUCUCUCGUUAAAACGACAAGAAAUUGUCGUUGCGCGAAUCCCCGGCGACCAAAAACGAGCCCGCGUUUCGCUCGAUUGUCCCGUUCCUCGAGAAAUCGGCAAAUCUUGGAGCUAUAUAUUUAUGCGAUCUUUUUCUCUCUUCGUGACUGCUUUCGUAUAUUUUCGUGCGAUCCGAGUGAACCGAUCAUCGAGGAGCCGGUCGACAACGAAAUUGAUCAUGAAGAGUAGAGGGGAAAAUGAGAAAUGUGGAGAAAGGAUAGGAACAAUCGAGUUGCAAAUGAUCGAUCCUCGCAAUCGCGAUAAGCGUUUCGCGCGUUUCCAUCCCGGCGACCAACGAAACACUGUAGAUAUAAUACACGUACAUUAAAUACUAGAUACGUAAAAGCGAACGAUCAUGCGCGAGAAGAAAGAAAGGGGAUGCAAAGUAUCCGCGUUGUUUUAUUAAAUUUGAGUGAAAAAAGGAGUUGAAAGAAGUCGAAAGAUAUGGAAAUAUCUGUUGACUUAGAGACGAACAAUGCAUGAGUGUAAUUAAAAGAAUGAGAAAAAAGAAAAUAUGAACGAGAUAAAGAUACGAGGCAAGAAAAGUGGAUAUUGUAAGGGGGAGGGGGGGAGAAAAAAACUAAUAAAUGGUAGUUAGAAGUUUAGAUAGAUAGAUGGAUAGCUAGACUGUUAGAUAGACAUCUUAGAUAGGCAGAUAAAUAGAUCGACGAAGAGAGGAAAGGUGAAGAUGAGAAAGAAAGAAUGAAGGAUCGUGGGUGACUGGGGAUGGGGGAUUUAAAAGAGUUAUUAUAUAUAAAUAAAAAAAAGUUUAUAAAUAUAGAUAGGUGGAUAUACAUAGAUAGAAAUGUAAGUACCUAAGAGAAACUCUAAGGAUCUUCUAGAAGAUGCUGUAACGUUGUACGAGGUAUGAUAAGUGGAUAUAAGUGUUUUAUGAUACUCGCGUACAAUAAGAUCAAGAUGAACAGUGGGGGAGUAUAGUGGUAGAGCAUAAGGAGAUCAUGAAACAGAAGGAUACUACGAGCAUGAACGUAAAGCGUAUAUGAGUAUUAUCAAGCAGUUCACGAGGAAUAGAGAGAAGAAUGAGGGAAGAAACACAGACAAACGCGGCACGAUUUGUAAUUGUAUUAAUUGUGUCUAAGAUAUUUUCGGUCAUGUAUAAUAACUCUGUGUAUUGCAGGACUAUUAAGUGAAAAAAAGAUGAUUGUGAGUGACAAGAAGCUAGUGUGAAUGAAUGAAUGUUGAAGGAAAAAUUGAAUGAAAAAAGAGAUUGAUGAGAAAUAAACGGAAAGAAUCAAAGAAUCAAAGAAUGUAAAAUGCGAAAAUGAAACAACCUGAAUAAAAAUGAAUGAAGUCUGUUUUGAAUAAAAAACGGAUGAAAAAGAGAAGUUUGAAGAUAGUUCGUUUGUUUUUUCGAUCAACGAAAAAAGUAUCUUAAAAGAGGAGAAGCAUUAAAAAAUGGGGCAUAUGAAAAAAGGUGCACUAAAAAAUGAACUGAUUAAAAAAUUAACAUUAUUUUUAGGAAAUUACAUCUUUAGAAGAGAUUUAAAUAAAUAGCGAAGAGGUAAGAUGGUUAGGUUUAAGUGCUAAGGAUACUUUGGUUUCGCGCGGUGAAACUCUUCUGUGUUAGUAUACGAGUGAGAGAGAGAGAGAGAAAGAGAGAGAGAGAGAGAGAGAGAGAGAGAGAGAGAGAAGGAAAGAAAAAAAGGGGAUAAACUCGAGAGGUAAAAAUUAAUCGAGAAAAAGGAGGAGAGAAAGUAUCAAAGGAAAAAAUAUAAAAUGAAAAUAUAAUGGAGGAAAAGAAGAAGUAAUAGCAAGAGUAGAAAACACUCACAAGAAGGUAAGAAGAAGAAAUAUCUAUAUUUUUAAAAAAGUGACCUUUGGCAUUUAAAGACUUGUAAAAAUCGUGCAACGAGUUAAGUAAAACAAAUAACAAUAUCAAAGAAAACAAAUAAAAAAAAUAUCAUCAGAAGAUACAAUAUAUUUAAGGGACAUUUGUCCUUCUUCGUGUCUCUAAUUUCAUUUUACACAAAUAUGCACACAUAAAAAUACAUAUAUAUACACGUAAAUACAUCUUAUGAAUAUCAAACACACUUAUAAUAGUAUAUCUCGAGAAACAACCAAAGUUCGAACAGGCAAUUGGAUAAGCAUUUAUUAUUCUUCAUAUAUUGUCAGGAAAGGAAUAUAACACGACAUGAUUCUUUCGAAAAACUAUUGAUAGCACAUAGGUGCACAUAAAUAAAAAAAAAAUGAAAAAAGAUAAAUUACAUAUGCAAAUACCAAAAAACACAAACAUACUUUCAAGAAAAUAUCUUAAAGAGGGAAGAAUAGUGUUGUUUAUAAUGCAUCUGUUAAAUAUACGUAACUAUAUAAAUACACAUUGGCAUCUUUAUCUCGAAUAUGAUAGAGAAAGAGAUAGAAAAAGGCGAGAUGAGAAAAACGGGAAAAGGAAUAACAGUAACACGAAGAAGAAACUAUCUCAAUGGAAAAGAAAGAAAUUCGGUUACAACGCAUAGGAUGUAGCGGAAAUAGGUGAAUAAGAAUGAAUUGAAUAAAGAAAGGUAAAUAAUGCAUUCCGUUAGAAAUUCAUUUUUCACGAGGCAUGCGAGAACCAACAUUCAAAUCGUAGCAAUAUCAUUUUGCUAUGAGGCCUAAUCUAACACAAACUGAAACGAUUUCGGUCACGACUCGAUUUUCUGGUACUCGUCGUGAGAACAAAUCGCUUCUCGUCAAUUACAACGAGAUUCUUUUGGAACAAUUCGAUGGAUUUAAUUCUGGUAAGUUUAAUGGGAAUAAAUGGGGAUAAAGAAUACAAAGAAACAGAUUGUUCUUCGAAGGAGUAAAGAAAUCGUGUCCUGAGCCAGAAAGAUCGAGAUCAAAAAUAAAAAAAUGAUUCAACAAUCACCGCAUACUCAUUAUUGUCAUCCAACACUAUUCAUAAUAGGAUAUAAUAGUAUUUCUAGAGAUUUUAUACAGGUAAGCGACUGCGCUCUAUGUUUUCAGCCGCGAUUUACUAUCGAUCAUUGACGUUUCUUCUCGUACAUAAAAAAAACGAACAUGAUGUUUUAAGUGUAUUAAUUAUUACAUUAUAUGCAAUGAAGAGUGAACGGUGGGCGCGUGUGUGUGACCACAUGUUUUACGCAUGAAAUUAUCCACAGAGCGAUGUGAUUGCGAGAGAGAGAGAAAGAGAGAGAGAAAGAGAAAGAGAGAGAGAGAAUUGAAACUGGAUAAAAAGAAGAUUGAACGAUGAGUAAGUGUAAUUUUUUUCUGAAAUUCUGUACCUCGUUGUGUAUACAUCUCUAAUUGUAUAAUUGUGAAUAUUAACAUAUUAUGAUAAUGUGAUUUAUUACGUGUGAUCCUGCGCGCAAAAAGACGUGGAGAACCUUUAAGCGAGUAUUUUGUAUUACGAUAAAGCGAAAUUAAAGAUAUAAAAAUGAAAAAAAAAAUGCGAGACUGAUUUGUAUGCUACAGAUGCAAAGAAAACAAGAAUUGAAAGAAAGAGAGAAAGAGAGCAAAAUAAUCGACAGAGAGAUAAAGCGAGGCAGAGAGAGAGAGAGAGAAAGAGAGAGAGAGAGAGAGGGAGAGGGAGAAAGAGAGAGAGAAAUUAAGCGAAUGAAGAGUCUUGUAAUCACAGCUUUUUUGCCGCUGGGAAAUAUAAUUAUAAUGAACAAAGAAUAUAUGUGUGUGUGUGUGUGUAUGUGCGUGCAUGCAUGCAUGUGUAUGUGUGUGUAUUUGCGCAGCCGUCGCUCCUUUCUCUCAGCGUUAUUUCUUCCUCUUCGUAUUCUUCUUCUAUUUCUUCUUCUAUUAAUGCUGUGUUGUCUGCUACUUCUUCGUUUCCUCCUCGAGGUGACAUGUAAUCCCGGAAUUACAAAAUUAUUCUACAAAUCCUAAAAAGGGAAAUAAAUAAAUAAACAUUAUAAUUCUAUAACAAAUAUAUCUCGAACAUGUUACGAAACGAAUACCCAACGAAUAUUUCGAUUUCUCCUCAUUGAGUAUGAAAAUUUUUCGAAUCGCUUUCGCAUGAAAAAAAAAAAUAAAAUAAAGAACGAAGCAUUCGCGCGAGUUUUGGCUCUAUAUCAACUCUAUCCGGGUGGUUAUCGAUCACCUCGUUGAGAAAACAUUCCUCGAUACCACUCUUCUUGAGGCUAUCCAGUGAAGGUUGAUGCAGGGAUUGCGCCAAGCCACCCCCGACCCCUGUCGAAACGUCCACCCUUGUAUUCUCCAUGCUGCCGCCAUAUAAAUAACGCACACGAGCGCACCCCAGCGUGCCAUGAGAAUCGAGCGGAAAGAGCGUAUAGAAGCCCGAGAGAACGUGUACGGUGCGCGUGUUUCGAGAGCACGAUUAAGCUUGAUACACGUUUUUUAAAUUUAAGCGGGAUCGGGACGAAUAGGAAGAUCGACAGGAAAAAAGGAGUUUCAUCGUUCGAAUAGUCUCAAUGAUCGUUCGUGAAUUAAACGCCGAACGAAUUGUAUACGAUUAUUAGGAAUCUGUCCUUCGGUGACUCAUUAAUCAAAGAAAAUAAUAAUAAUAAAGUAAAAGAAAGGCAGAAAGACGGAAAAAGCCAAAAAAAUAAAAAAAAACAUUUAGAUGAACAAAACGAACUAAUAGUAGAAAACAGAAAAAAAAGAAUUAAACGAAGAAACAGAAACAUCCUUCCAAAGUAUCGGGGACUAAUUUACACGCCGCGACUUCCAACAGUCGAGAUCUUCUAGUUUAUUUGAAAAAAAAAAAAAGAAAAAAAAUUCUCGAAGACUCGACUCGUUUUGUACAACGGAAUUAGCGAGUACUCGUGUAACGAGUCUAGUAGGUGAUCACAUGUGAUAUUUGUAUCGGCUAUUAUUAUAUUAAUAUUAUAUAUAUAAAAAUAUAAAUGUAAUAAUUUUUAGAGUACUCCGUUAGGAUUACCGCUGAUAGGCGGAAAGAAAGAUCGUGUCGAAUAAAAGAACGAAGAGAAAAGGAAGAGAUGAGAGAGAAAGUGUGAGGAUGAAAAAUGAACAAAACGAUCUCCUUUCGAGAAUCAACGCCUAAUUAAUCUUUAAGCAGGCCUAUUUGCCGAUUCUAAAGGAAUACGUGAGAUUUAUCGAGGAUAAUAGAACAGACUAAACUGCGCGGUCGUUCAUGAGAGUAACGAAUAGAUAUAUCUUUCGACACGAGAUUUUGUAUUUUCCAUUACAUCCAACAAUGACUUGAAAAUUUUCGUCGUAAAAUCGAAUUGAAUCUGUGCACCGUGCAAUCGUUCGAAGGCACGGAGAAAUACCAAUGAGUUACGUCCUAUAUACGACUGACACAUAUUCGUACUUCGAAUUAUCCCUUAAGCAUAUUACUUCAUCGUCGAUCCCUAUCCACCAAUAUGACCUAAUGGUAUUUAUAGACGUUUGGUUUCAUAUCUUCGAAAGACUGUUGAACUUGAAUUUUGAAUUCAAACUGUUUCUCGCUAAACGAUCUUCGGAUUUAUCGUUAAAAUUAUCUUGAAAUAAAAUUGAAAAUUGUUACCUUUGUUGGUGAGUGUCGUUGUCUCAUAGACAAUUAUUAAUUAUACGCUGAAAGCGUGUCAUUCCUAAUACUAAGGUAACAUUUUUCGCAUAGUCGAUGAUUCUGAAUAUUCUCGAAGAUUUGAAUCGAAUGUUUAUAGAUACUAUAAUCCUUGUCAGCGAAAUUUACUAAAUUCUAUAAAUUAUUGGAUACGAAAACAACCUAAAGAGAUUUGGUUGAAAUGAACGUAAUAGCUUGUUCUUCGCGUGUCUAAUUCUUUCUUUUCUUCUUCUCCUCCUUCUUGCUAUUUGGUCUAUUUGGUUCUCCCGUUCGUUUCCAAUUUGAGGAUAGAAAAGAAAAGACAGAAUCAGUAUUUGAAUCAUGAUUAUCGAUUAACGAUCCGUCGUUUAAGGAAAUGAAUGGAGAGCCAGAAAGAUUUUUGAACGAGAGAAAGAUCGCGACUGCAUGCACGUGAGUGAAGAAAAAAGAUGUACAAAGAAGCUAAAGAACGAAUGCAUACGUAAGCAGAGGUAUAACGUCGAGAUAUAAAUGACGUGCCGUGAAUCAAACCAGACUAUCGGGUGGAUAUAUUACAAAGUGCGUAUAGUCAUAUGAGAAAAAUUAAAAGAGAAAACGAGAAAGAGUAAGAAUGUAAGUGCGAAUUAAACAUUCUUUACGAAUCUAUUUAAUGCAGAAUUUUUAAAUUAUUUUAUCUAAUCGCAGAGAGCCUUAAUUGCUAAUCCUUAUAUCAUUAAUAAUCGCUGCUAUAUUAUUAAUAUCGUAAGAGCUAUACUACCGCAUUGUUCUUGAAUCUUUUUUAACGUUACCUUUGAUUUUAUUCAUUCAUCAUGUACAAAUUCGAAGCCAAGAGCUAGAUGCUAGAUAAGCAAAGUUCCACGUACCGCGAACUUCGAGAAGAGACUCGAAAACGGAAUAAAUCGUUUUUGUAAAACGAAGAGUUACGCAAUCUAUGAUUAAAUAAUCGAUUGGUCGCGAAACGAUGAAAGUUCACGAAUGCAAAGGAUGCCUCGACGAAAAUAUCGACGAGAAAAGACGUUCUUCCUGUGAAAUCGUUUUAAUUCGAUGUGUGUGCACGAAAUUGCUGGACGAUCGAUGAGAAACGCGAUUUAAACGAUUAUGUAGAUCAUCGUCAAUCGAGCACAGGAGUUAAGAAAAUAUUUACGGAAGCGUGACGUGGAUGAUGGGAACGAGACUUUAUUCUUAUUAUUUUUCAUAGGCAUUCUUGAAUUUGGUCUCGUCUUGCGAAACUCGUCGAACGUAUUUUCGUCAAUUAUAUUUUCAUUGAUCGUAAUAUCAUCGAUUUUUUAUAAAAAUACCUUCGCCAAUUGUAUUGUACUUUUGUCGAUUGUAAUUUCAUCGAUCAUAUUUUCCUUGUUAUAUUUUUGACGAUCGUACUUUCAUCGAUCGCACUCGAUCGAGAAGCGUCCAGAGCAUCGCGAUUCCCAUCGAUAUAAUAAUUGUUGUCUGCCUAGAAAUGAAUUUUUUGCGUUUGGCGCAUUCUUCUUUAUUCGGCUAACGGGGCGACCAGGCCGGCCGCGCUUUGUAAAUAAUUCAAUUAAUAAACAAAUUUCUCAUCGUGCUUAA
Molecule: messenger RNA, 13141 nt
Organism: Apis cerana (Asiatic honeybee)
Lineage: Eukaryota; Metazoa; Arthropoda; Insecta; Hymenoptera; Apidae
Product: Krueppel-like factor 7
Biological process (GO): regulation of transcription by RNA polymerase II
Molecular function (GO): RNA polymerase II cis-regulatory region sequence-specific DNA binding; DNA-binding transcription factor activity, RNA polymerase II-specific
Source: RefSeq, a predicted model, not a curated record